Aspergillus glaucus CBS 516.65 is the source of this 2970-nucleotide messenger RNA. RefSeq lists its product as uncharacterized. Lineage: Eukaryota; Fungi; Ascomycota; Eurotiomycetes; Eurotiales; Aspergillaceae. Gene Ontology annotation, biological process: transmembrane transport. Gene Ontology annotation, molecular function: iron ion binding; monooxygenase activity; oxidoreductase activity, acting on paired donors, with incorporation or reduction of molecular oxygen. The record is from RefSeq and is a predicted model, not a curated record. The transcript has 7 exons. The coding region runs from base 1 to 2970 and encodes 989 amino acids.
AUGGCUAUCAUGCUUGGGUAUAUAGCUGCAAGGCCAUUUCUCUUUAUCGGACUUGUGACUACAGUUGCCCUUAGCGUAUAUGUCAUCUACUGGCGCUAUAUACAUCAAUUGGCGAAAUAUCCCGGGCCUUUCCUCGCAUCGUUGACGGAUUUAUGGCAAUCCUACCAAUUCUUGACUCUCCGACAGCCGUAUCAUUUAACCGAGUUACAUGAACGUUACGGCCCCAUCGUUCGCUAUGGACCCGACAAGCUAAGUAUCACGGAAGAAGCCGCCAUUCAGGCCAUCUACCAAAAGGGAGCGCGAUUUAUGCCGAAGACAGAGUUUUACGAUGCAUACGGUGCUGUGCAUCCGAAUGUAUUUGGCAUGCGCGAUGAGUCGAUGCAUUCUACUAGAAGGCGUCAUAUGUCGCAUAGCUUUUCUAUCAGCUACGUGAAAGAGAUGGAAAAAUACCUUGAUAUGAACAUCAGCAUUCUGAAAGAGAAAAUCAGAAAGCAUUGCCAGCACGGAGAAGUCUUCGACCUCAAGAAGGCCCUGCACUAUUAUGUGAUUGACGUACUGGGGGAGCUCGCAUUCAGCCAAUCUUUUGAGGUUCAAGAAACCGGCGACGAGUCUCGAGUCCCUCCAGUUGUCGAGCAUAGCCUGCUCGCUGCGGCCACUGGGGCAUGGCCCGCGAUGACCAAAACAUUGAAAAAAUGGUUGCCUCUUGUGCCACAUAAGGGUCUUCGGAAGUUGAUCGAGGGUCGACAGACUUGUGCGGAUCUUGCAUCUGCAUCGGUCAAGCGAAGAUUGAGCGGUCUGCGCGGCCAUGGGGGCAUUGAAAAUGGUCCCGAAAGGAAAGACAUCCUAACGAACCUGAUUAAGGCCAAAGACCCCGAAACUGGUGAGAGCCUCACGCAGGCAGAUCUUGAAACCGAAGCAUUUGGUUUUAUAAUCGCGGGGACACACACAACUAGUGCAACGACUUCGUUGCUUUUGUACCAUCUUCUGCAUCAUCCCGAAUAUCUCGCCGAACUCGUGAAUGAAAUUGAUAGCAACCUUCCGCCGUUGGAAAGAGACACGCUCGCAUAUUCUGCUGUCAAUGCAGAGGCCUUGUUACCGUUUUUGCGUAAAUGUGUGCGCGAGAACUUCCGCAUUACUCCGGUUUUUACGAUGCCACUAGCGAGGCGAGUGGUGUCCCCUGAAGGAGUGCUCAUUGCUGGGCAUCACAUACCACAGGGAACGUCGAUCGCGGUUUGCAAUCAUGCCUUUCACCACAAUCCGCGCGUAUGGGGCGAAGAUCACGAUAUUUUUAACCCGUAUCGAUGGGACCAGCCAGACACGGGAUACAAGGCUCGAUACCUGAUGCACUUUGGCCUGGGCGGGCGUCAGUGUAUCGGGAAGACUGUGGCUACUGCCAAUAUCUACAAACUGACGAGCACGCUACUUGCGGAAUUCAAGUUCGAGCUAGCAGAUGGGCAGGAACAGGCGAAUUCGGAGAAGGGGAAAUAUCAUGGCAAAAUUCCUGAAUUAGUCAGUGUCGGAAUCAGUGAUCUUAAAGAUCCUCUUACAUCACACUCAAUAUCCAACAUGAAACCAGAACUUGAGCAAUUGGAGAAAAAUGCUGCCUCGAAUACUAUACCAAACCGGCCUCGGGGCCUGGAAAAAUCCUCAGAUGAAUUUAUCGAAGAUAUUGGAAGUUCCCUUUCGCCAGAGCAUCGCCAGUAUCUCCUCAACCGUCAUGGCACUUUGGAUAUUUAUCCAAUCCCGGAUUUCAAUGAUGCCGAUCCGUACAACUGGCCAUCGUGGAAGAAAAUAACCAAUCUGUCUCUCGUGGCUUUUCACGCCAUGAUGGCCACCUUUACCGCUGCAGCAAUCCAGUGCGCAUUUGUCAACAUCGCCGAAGAUCUCCAUGUCAGUGUCCACCGCGUGAGCUACCUGGUGUCCCUCUUUAUCGCGAUCAUUGGAGGCGCUCCUCUCCUCUGGUGUCCCUUGGCCAAUUGUUACGGGCGACGUCCGGUACUGCUUAUCUCGCUGGUCUGUAGUCUAGUCGGUAAUGUCGGCUGCGCCGUCAGUCAUUCUUAUGCCACGAUGGGUCUCUGUCGUGCGAUUACCGCUUUUUUCAUUAGCCCUGCAGCGGCGAUUGGAAGCGCUGUUGUAGCAGAGUCAUUUUUCCUUCGGGAUCGCGCACGAUGUAUGGGCGUGUGGACGUUGAUGGUUACGCUGGGUGUGCCAACGGCACCUUUUAUCUUUGGAUUCGCUGCAAUGCGUAUCGGAUAUCGCUGGAUAUACUGGGUGCUAGUCAUGGUCAAUGCUGUCCAAUUAGUUGUCUACCUCCUCCUAGGACCUGAGACCUUGUAUAUUCGCACCGACCACGCGGCUAUCGGGAACCACGCACGUAAACGGAAAUACCUGCCAAUAACAAUCCAACGCAUCCGUCCAACUCCACUAGACCCCUGGGAGUUUAUCCAGCCGCUCAUAUUGGCUGCCCAUCCGUGUGUGAUAUUGCCCGCGUGCGCGUACGCUAUGGUCUUCCUCUUUGGUAGCAUCCUACCUUCCAUCGAAAUCCCCCAGAUCUGGCCCGAGAAAUUCGGGUCCAACACUCAGCAGGUCGGACUGCAAUUCAUCAGCCAGAUCGUCGGCUCAGUCAUCGGCGAGCAAGUUGGCGGCCACCUGUCAGAUCGCUGGAUGUGGUAUCGCCAGCGCCGGCGGCAGCAGCCUCCCGCCCCGGAGUGCCGUCUCUGGAUCAGCUAUAUCGGUCUUGCGCUGACAAUAUGCGGGACGGUUGUCUUUCUCGUGCAGACUGAAAAUGCAUCCUCGCAUUGGAAUAUAACCCCGUUAGUUGGCGUUGCUAUUGCUGCUGCUGGGAACCAAGUGGUCACGACUGUGUAUGUGACCUACGCGAUUGAUUGCUAUAGCUCGGAGGCGGCGAGUGUUGGCGUUCUAAUUACAUUUGUCCGCCAGAUUUGGGGGUUUAUUGGUCCUUUUUGGUAG